This is a messenger RNA of Notothenia coriiceps (black rockcod), 474 nucleotides long. RefSeq names its product unconventional myosin-X-like. The annotation marks the transcript as partial. Gene Ontology annotation, cellular component: filopodium. The record is from RefSeq and is a predicted model, not a curated record. Gene Ontology annotation, molecular function: plus-end directed microfilament motor activity; actin filament binding; phosphatidylinositol-3,4,5-trisphosphate binding. Lineage: Eukaryota; Metazoa; Chordata; Actinopteri; Perciformes; Nototheniidae. Gene Ontology annotation, biological process: regulation of filopodium assembly; cytoskeleton-dependent intracellular transport; regulation of cell shape. The transcript is spliced from 3 exons.
GCUGGCUGCACAAAGAGAUGAGGAACAGCAGCAGAGCGUCUCUGAAGCUGAAGAAGCGCUGGUUCCUGCUCACACACAACUCCCUGGACUACUACAAGAGCUCGGAGCGCAACGCCCUGAAACUGGGAACGCUGGUUCUGAACAGCCUGUGCUCCGUGGUGCCGCCCGACGACAAGCUCUUCAAAGAGACCGGCUACUGGAGUGUGAUCGUGUACGGCCGUAAACACUCGUACCGUCUGUACUCCAAGCUUCUGAACGAGGCCACGCGUUGGGCCAACUCCAUCCAGAACGUCAUCGACACCAAAGCCCCGAUCGACACGCCCACGCAGCAGCUCAUCCUGGACAUCAAGGAGAACUGUCUGAACUCUGAGGUGGUGGAGCAGAUCUACAAGAGGAACCCCAUCCUGCGCUUCAGCCUCCACCCUCUGCACACGCCCCUGCUGCCGCUGCCCUACGGAGACAUUCACCACUCAG